CGGCAGGAUUCUGGUUGGCACCAUCACGACAGCAAACGCGGCUUUAUGAAGUGUAGAACCAUUAACGACUUGUUAAAUUUAUUAAAACAUCAUCAGCUGCCCUCGAAGGUAGUGCGAUCGCGAUACGUCACGAUACGCGCCAGAAUAGUUUCCGGUCGAUUAUAGGAGAAUCUACAUUUACGUUUGAACGAACGAGCUGUGCACAGAUACCGUCAUCGUGAAUUUUACGUGGUUACCAUUCGUCGCUAUCACUACAACAGCAGACAACAUUUUUGGGUGUGCUGAAGAGCAUUUAAAGAGCAUCUUUAUACACAUUUAUUGAUACAUCUGAAGUUGCGUACUAGUUGGUUUUAGCACUCGAAGAUGAUACGAUCGCUAUUGGAAGUCUCAUUAGUGCUAUUUGCUGUUACGGUCGGCGUGGUGUUCGCUUCCGGUCGGCUUUUGGAUCAAAUCAAAUCGCGUCGGGACGAACGAAUUCUACGUCGGCAUCGGGAACUGGUCUUGCUGUCAUCCGGACCGGCAGGGAAUAACAUUACCUACGGCGCACACCCCGCCGGGUUGUCUCACGAGGAUUACUCCGACAUCGAAAUAAGUGAAAGUGAUUUAACGCAGGCUGCCUUGGGCCAGUAUCGGACGACGAAUCGGCGAACGAUAUUCGAGCAGAAUGUGAUUUUUCGGUUUUAUAAUGGGGGAAAUCUAACUAAAACCACAACCAUCAUGAAACAACCGUUACUUGCUCGAACCACGUGCUCCACGACACAGAAAUUCGCGAUCAUCGUUCACGGUUGGCGCGAGAAUUGCUACGAUACAUUUUGGGUCAAGGAUCUGGAGGUAAAUCUCAACACCUACCGGGGCGGUUGCAUCAUCUGCAUGGACUAUUCGACAUUCGCCAGCAACAAGUAUCCCUAUUUGUUCCGAAGAUUCAACGAUCUUAGUGCGGUGUUGCUGAAGUUUCUCCGAACGCUACAGUACGAAGGAAUGCUGUUCGAAAAUCUUUACAUGUUCGGUUUCAGCUUUGGUGGUCAGUUGGUGCUGGAUGCUGGCAACCAGAUCGGAUAUAAUGCGAUACAAGCAAUCGAUUCCUGUGACAUGGCGGGUGUUGGAUUUGAUCAGGAUCACUUUUUCCGACGAAUUGAUUUUCGAAGCGCUGCCAAGAACGUGCAGUGUAUUCAUACUAGCACAGACAAAGGUACCCGGUUGAUGAAUAAGUGUCACCAAAACUGGCGUAUGGGACAGUGUGGAUUUCGGCAACCGGCUGCCGGGAAACCUCCAUUGGGAUCGCAUGGUUUGUGUCCCGUGUUUUACAAUUUGGCAUUUAGGGUAAAAUUUUUAGCUGAAAAAAAACCAACCGAUUGCGACAUGGAACGAGAUUCAGCUGCUCAGUACCCAACCGGUUUUCGAAUGGGAUAUUUAGAGCGAAGGAAAGGACAAGUAAGAGGAGAACUCUACUCUCAGACCACGAAUCGUUACCCUUUUUCGGUGAUCAGCGACUGAUAACCAACAACUAAAUAUGAAGACGAAUAAUGCAUUCAGUGGAAAUGCUCACCUCCGUCGUCAUGGGACGCGCUCAGAGAAGAUAUAAACCGGACUGCAACACUUUUGGCAAUCAUUAUGAGCGACUGUAAUUCACUUUGAGACAUUUGUAUACUUUGGACAAGUUUGCAUGAGCUUUUCGAUAACUUUUAGGUGAGGUGAAAGCCCUAUGGCAGUAGGCACAAUUGAAAGUACUUUAAUGAUAUUCAAAAAAUCACAAAAUCGCUCGCCUCCGACUUGAAUUGGUACAAUUUGAUUUAUCCUAUAUAUGAAAUUGAAAGAUCAGGUAAACACGUGUUAUGCUGAAUUGAAUAACAAUGUAUAAAUCGAAUAAGUUACUUUUUAUUUUCAUUUUGACGAUUUAUGAAACACAUUAGAAAAAAAAAUUAUAUCUGUUGCAGAAAAAGAGGAAGAAUAUUUGUAAGAAUUUGUUUAUAAGUUCUAAUACGAAGUUUUAGUGAGGGGUGCAUUAAUUUUAAUUUAUCGUAUUUAUAGUGUAAAGCUUGCUUCAGAUAGAAUUGGAACAAAGACAA
Messenger RNA from Malaya genurostris, 2066 nucleotides. RefSeq lists its product as uncharacterized. Gene Ontology annotation, molecular function: lipase activity. Bases 364 to 1494 code for a protein of 376 amino acids. The record is from RefSeq and is a predicted model, not a curated record. NCBI's taxonomy places the organism in Eukaryota, Metazoa, Arthropoda, Insecta, Diptera, Culicidae. The transcript is spliced from 3 exons.